ACCGCCGACUCAGCUUUACUCAAUUACAGUCAUGGUUGCCGUCUUCCCCAUCCAGCUCCGUUACGCCUCUCGCUGCACUUGCUCUGCGACGCCAUAGCUGAAAAGUCUCCGGAAACUCUAAAGCUACUUAGACUGGUUGCUGCUGACCGCUGAUCGCGCUCGACACUUGACUACGCCCGAGCAUCUCGACUCGAGGUUCUGCAGGUCUGCCUACCUUCUAUCCCGCUCGAGGCAUCAUGAAGAAGAAGGUUCUCCUCAUGGGCGCGUCGGGGAGCGGGAAGACGUCGAUGCGGUCGUUGAUCUUCUCGAACAACCCCGCGUCGCUCACCGCCCGCCUCGGCGCGACGAUCGACGUCGAGCAAAACCACGUCCGCUUCCUUGGCGACCUCAUCCUCAACCUCUGGGACUGCGGCGGGCAGGACGCCUUCAUGGACACCUACCUCGCGCUGCAGGCGUCCACCAUCUUCCAGCACGUCGGCGUCCUCAUCUACGUCUUCGAGGUCGAGUCGCGCAACAUGCAGAAGGACCUCCAGUACUACCGCGACUGCCUCGCCGCGCUCCAGAGGUACUCCCCCGACGCGGCCGUCUUCCUCCUCGUGCAUAAGAUGGAUCUGGCAAGGGGCUCGAGGGCGCAGACCCUCGAGAGGAGGACGGCGGAGCUCCAGCAGGCGAGCGGGGACGUGCCGGUGACCGUGUUCGGAACGAGCAUAUACGACGAGAGCCUCUACAAGGCAUGGUCCCGGAUAGUCCACACCCUCAUCCCCAACGCCGCCGUCCUCUCCAAGCACCUCACCACGCUCGCGCACGCCUGCAGCGCAACCGAAGUCAUCCUCUUCGAGCGCACCACCUUCCUCGUCAUCGCAACGUCCUCUCCUCCGCCCGCACCUCACGCACCGCCCAUGGGCUCCCCCGCGCUCUCCACCCCGUCCUCUUCGCACACCACGACAAACGGCCUGCGCACGCCGACGUUCUCGCAGGGCUCCCUCCCCGCGCGGGAGCCCGACCCCGACGCGGGCGCGGACCCGCACCGGCUCUCGCCGACGCGCUACGAGCGCACUUCCGAGCUGAUCAAGGCGUUCAAGCACGCGUGCUCGCGCGUGCGCGAGGAGUUCCACUCGUUGGAGAUGGAGCUCGACGAGUUCACGGCGGUGCUGGAUGAGCUGACGAAGAACACGUACGUGCUGAUCGUGGUGCAUGACCCGACAAUAGAGACUGCGGCCCUGAGGAUGAACAUCCGGCUCGCCCGGAGUAAGUUCGAAGAGUUGCAGGGCGAUAGUCUUAUCUCGUAGACGGACUGGUGCUUCUGGAUCUGUGUCUGUGGCCGACCCCGCCAUAUACCAUACGCUCUCGCUUUGCUAAUACAUCGUGCAUGACUGCACACCUCACCGGUUAUCCCAUACAGCAAUUCAGCUGUAUUUCGAUAGCACUCCUACUUUCUUGCCGAAGCUUCCUGUAUCCAAGCAGACACAUCUCAAACCUUGACGGUCGGGGACCACCCGAUGCAACUGGC
Molecule: messenger RNA, 1510 nt
Organism: Rhodofomes roseus
Lineage: Eukaryota; Fungi; Basidiomycota; Agaricomycetes; Polyporales; Fomitopsidaceae
Product: Gtr1/RagA G protein conserved region-domain-containing protein
Exons: 5
Coding region: 237-1289 (350 amino acids)
Biological process (GO): cellular response to amino acid stimulus; positive regulation of TOR signaling; cellular response to starvation
Cellular component (GO): fungal-type vacuole membrane; Gtr1-Gtr2 GTPase complex; nucleus
Molecular function (GO): GTP binding; GTPase activity
Source: RefSeq, a predicted model, not a curated record